Molecule: messenger RNA, 1756 nt
Organism: Histoplasma capsulatum G186AR
Lineage: Eukaryota; Fungi; Ascomycota; Eurotiomycetes; Onygenales; Ajellomycetaceae
Exons: 3
Coding region: 20-1756 (578 amino acids)
Biological process (GO): signal transduction
Cellular component (GO): nucleus; nucleotide-activated protein kinase complex; cytoplasm
Molecular function (GO): protein kinase binding
Source: RefSeq, a predicted model, not a curated record
CUGUCUUUCCUUUUCGACCAUGGGAAACAGGAAGGCCAAGGGCAAGAAGUCGUUCCGAGCAGCGGCCAGCGGGACGAAAACUCCAAUCAUGGCGACACAUACUUUUCAAUGGCCAGAUCCAACAGCGAGCGAGGUUUACGUCACGGGUACAUUUGAUAACUGGUCGCGGUCGGUGAAGCUGGAAAGAAGUGCCAAUGGGUUUAGGAAGGACGUCGAGGUACCGAGUAUUGGGGGAAAGAUACUUUAUAAGUUUGUUGUCGACGGUGCCUGGAAGAUAGACCCCGCUGCCCUUCAAGAAGACGACGGCCAUAAUAAUACCAACAACGUUCUCCUCCGCCAAAACAUUAAAAAACUACCACCCACGGACGACACACCUGCGCAAACUUCAACGCCAACUCCCCCAACAAAGAAAGAAGCCGCAAAAACCAUGUCUGGAGGAGUAACACCAGAAUCCACAACCGCAGCCCUAGCCGCAGGCGUUCCCAAAGAGUCAGACAAGGCUCGAGAAACAGAAAUGGGUGCUCCUACUAUUUCAUCUGUUGCUCCAGAUUCAACCACCGCUAAUCUGGCGAAAGUGGUCCCACAAGAGAACAGCAAGGAUUCGGCUCCCGGAGCUUUCCCAGUGACACCCGGAGAAUCGGAGAAGCUCUCAGUCAGCCCAAUCCCAGCGACGGAAGGUAUUGGCAACCCGAUCCAUCUCGAGCCGGGUCAAGCGGUCCCUGACCCUAGCACAUACACAAAAAAUACAAUCAGUUCUACUGUCAGGACGGAUAAGGAAGGAUACGAGAAUGCUAGUGCUACAGGUGCGGCCACUAUCCAUCCAACCAACGGCACCAAUGGGGUCACGGCUCCCUUCAUCCAAUCCAGCGCUCCCAUAUCAACCACUGCCGCUCUCGCCGGUGCUGUGCCGCUCGAGACUACCAACUCCCAUGCAAACGGAUCCAGCGAACCAGAAGUUGCUGCCAGCAACGUCCCCGUAACGGUCAAGAAGUCGUUGGAUAAAGCUCACAAGGAACCAGAAGCCGCAGGCGACCCCGCUGUUGUCCAGGAGAAGAAGGAGGUUGAGAGGGAGUUGCUCGGAAGUGUGGAACCUGCUGGAUCUGCCUCCACUGGUGCACCCGCAGUGGUUCAAGACUCCAUCGAAAAAGCGCACUGGAACCCCGAAGCCGCGGCUGUGCCUCAAACUGUGGCUGAGAAGAAGGAGGUUGAGCAGGAGCUGCUGCACGAUGUGGAGCGCGUUGAUGCAUCUGGCGAACCUGCACCAAACACCUCGCAGGGAAACCAAAUUGGGUCUGUCUCGCCGAAAUCGCAGCCGGUAGCCCCCGCUGCGGCCGCGGAUUCCGCAGGAACCCCAGCAACCGGACCGGCACAACCAGCUGUCACGGCGGGGCCCGAAACAACUUCCGCGUCUGCAGCUGCCGGAAAUUCUUCCAGUUCCAACGCCCCUGCGGCUGGGGAGGGAGAAGCGACCCCGGCGGCAGCGACGGAUGAAGCCAAGAAAAAGAAGAAGAAGGACCGCCAGCGCGCUCUUCUCGAAGUUGAAGGAAAAAUUUUAAGUGGGGGGGGGACCGGGGGAAUUGGAAAUAAUGGGGGGAGCCCCCUUUUUUUUUUUUUUUUUGGGGGGGGGGGGGGGGGGGGGGGAGGAAAGAAAAAGGAAAUAAAGCUUGAAAGAAACGAGGCCAGGUCAGACGAGGAAAUGAAGAACGGAUUGGAAAUGACGAAAAUGGAAAGGAAAAUGAAAUCAAAGGGGCAAUGA